Westerdykella ornata is the source of this 4751-nucleotide messenger RNA. RefSeq lists its product as uncharacterized. NCBI's taxonomy places the organism in Eukaryota, Fungi, Ascomycota, Dothideomycetes, Pleosporales, Sporormiaceae. Bases 167 to 4687 code for a protein of 1506 amino acids. Gene Ontology annotation, biological process: transmembrane transport. The record is from RefSeq and is a predicted model, not a curated record. Gene Ontology annotation, cellular component: membrane; fungal-type vacuole. The transcript is spliced from 7 exons. Gene Ontology annotation, molecular function: ATP hydrolysis activity; ATP binding; ABC-type peptide transporter activity.
GCUUCUAUCUUGACGAUCCACUUCCAAGCCGGAACUAUUCUUUGCUUUGGAUACAUGAUAUAGAGUCGGGCUUUGGAGGUUUCAGAGCAGGCGGGAAGGCCAAGCGAGGUUGAACUCUGCUCGAAGAGAACGAUAGAGCGAGCCGUUUGGUGAAGAGUUAUUGAACAUGGAACUUCCUUCUAAUAUUCAGGUUCCGCUCGUAUUGGCUGGAGAGAAUCCGCUCCGUGUUGUUCCACGAAUAUCACGCUGUCGACCUAUCUGGGAUCCUGUACAAGCACGCUUUGCGCCAUGUUUUCUGCCCAUCGUUAGUGCCAUACCCGCAGUCAUUGGAGUAUUGGUACUGCUGUUCUACUCAUUUCGCCUUGUCACCCCUUACCUGCCCGGUUGGACGAAGCCUUUCAUCAGGGAGCCAAAGCAAAGCACGGAUGAUCUCCCGGAGGCAGCUCCUCGUCGGCGCUGGAGCACCGCAACGUCUGGACUACUUAUUGUGUCUGCGGUAGGUUUGGCGUUACAGGCGGCGGUGGUGCUUCACCCGUACUUGCAGCUUGAUGCUCUCUUCGCAUCUGUUGCGUGGGGAAUCGCCGUCGCUAUAGUCGUCCUAAAACGACCCAGGACAGCUUCCAUAUCCCUCCUUGUCAUCUUCGCCUCCAUCCUGCUAACUCAGCUCAUCGUUGUCUACCAUCAACGCACCCUUUACACGCCAGGCCGAAACGUUCUCCGCGCCCUGCCAACCGUCACGUCUCUUCAAGGCAUCGUCCUCGUCCUUAAUAUGCCCCUCCGCGACCCCAACCUCCCGCACUACGACAUCGCCAAACCCUAUAGUACCCCCACAUCCGGCCUGCGCUCACCAGAAGACAAUCUCACGCCAUGGCAGUACAUGACUGUCUCCUGGAUGAGCCCACUCAUCCGCAAAGGUGUCACCGAGCAGCUCAACGACGACGAUGUUUGGGACCUAGGCUACGAGUUCAAGCACGCGCAAUUGCACAGUGCGUUUCGCACGUUGAAGGGAUCCGUGACGAGGAGGUUGCUGUGGGCGAAUGGGAUGGAUCUUGUGCGCACAACGACGUUGUCGCUGGUCCAGCUCGCUGCAACACUGUUGACUCCGGUGCUUUUGCAGCGCCUGCUCGCUUCCAUGAACGAUAAUGGGCUAUCUCCGCGUAGCGCGACAAUCAUGUACGCCCUGAUCUCGGUUACGCUGCGUUUGAUCUCUGCGCAAUGCAAUGUGUUUACCCUGUGGUAUAGCAGGAGGGUGUAUGAGCGGUCCAGAGGUGAGAUGAUUACCAUGCUUUAUGAGAAGACGCUCAAGCGGAAGAUCUUGGGUACUAGAGAACCUGAUGUCGAGCCUGAACCUGUGCCAAAUGGAGAGGUUGGAGAGCAGGCUGAUGGAAAUGCUGCUGGGAACGAGAACGGGAAUGCAGAUGCAAAUGCCCAUGUCUCGGCGCAGAAGAAGUCAUUCGGUGCGGUUGGGAGAUUCUUCAAGAGUGCGAGGAUAAUCGUGGGAGCAGCGUUUGCGAAAAGGAAAAAAGACGCCAAGAGGGAGGAUGCUGCGUCCACGGGGAAGAUAUUGAAUCUGAUGCGCAACGACGUCUAUGAAGUCGCACAAAGAUUCUGGGACUUCCCGGACAUAAUCACCAAACCAGCCGGCGCAAUAUUCGCAACCCUACUGAUUUGGAGAAUGCUGGGUUGGGCGUGUCUGCUCGGUGUGCUCGCACUGCUAGCAUCGCAGACAUUCAACAUCGUUAUAGCGCGCUACAACAUCUACUUUGAGAAAAAGCGCAGGGUCGCGACCGACGAGAAGCUCCAACGGAUCACCCAGUUCAUCGAAUCCAUCCGACAUUUGCGAUGGUAUGGGUGGCAAGAUGCAUGGAUGAAGGGAAUCCUCGAAUGGAGGCAGAGAGAGCUGCACCUUCGUGUCAUUCUGAUCUGCUUCAUGACCACACUAGCAUUUAUCCUGUACCUCGGAUCAGGCCUCUUCCCGGCGGUUGCUUUUUACGCUUUCACGAAGAUCGAGGGGAAGCCGUUGCGAGUGGAGAUCAUCUUCCCGGCUAUGGAUUUGUUCUCGCUGCUGGAGUCGCAUCUCCGUGCUUUACCGCAAUUGAUCACGGUGCUGCUGAACGCCUAUGUGGCUAUGGGAAGGAUAGAGCAUUUCAUGCAAGAGCCGGACAAGGAAGAGGUGGAUGUGGUGCCUGAAGGAUCUGCUGAGCUUCGACUGGAGAAUGCGUCGUUCGCUUGGCCUGGGCUCGGGAAGAACGUUUUGCAUAACAUUACGUUGUCGUUUCCCUCUGGCUUGACUGUCAUCUAUGGAGAAGUGGCAUCCGGGAAGACUGCGCUUUUGCUGGCUCUGCUGGGCGAAUUGGACAGGACGGGAGGAGACUUCGUUCGCCCAGAAGAGGUGAUUGGAUACUGUGCUCAGACGCCUUGGCUUCAGAGCAUGAGUAUCAGAGACAAUAUCUUGUUCUCGUAUCCCUACGAGGAGGCGAGAUAUAGGGAGGUACUGGAGGCCUGCGCCUUGGUGCCUGACAUGGCCGAACUCAAGCACGGGGAUCUGUCCAAUAUCGGGGAGAAUGGAAUUGGCUUGUCUGGUGGGCAGAAGGCGCGUGUGGCCCUUGCAAGGACGGUGUACAGCAAGGCGAAGAUGCUGUUUUUGGACGAUCCGUUAUCAGCACUCGAUCACCAGACGGCGGAGUACAUUGUCAAGAAGCUGUUCGCUGGGCCCUUGCUGAAGGAUAGGACAACGGUACUCGUUACCCACCGAACGGAGCUCUGCCACGGCCUCGCGAAGCUGUGGGUGGAGCUUGACAAGGGAAGAGCUAUUAUUCACGAACCUACGGAGGCUGAAGAUACUCCCCUCAAGCGAACAGACACGCAUGCGUCAACUAAUGAGGAGGACCAGAAGAAGGGCGAGGAUGAGCAAGCUGCCGCUGUCCCAGACAAAUUCAUCGAGGACGAGCACCGUGCCAAAGGCACCGUGAAGCUUCACAUAUACUGGCGAUACAUCAAAGCCGGGACGCUCCGAUGGUGGGCCAUUUCCGUCGUCGUCAUGGCACUGUACCGCACCUUCGACGUUGGACAGACCUGGUUCAUCAAAGCCUGGGGUGAAGGCUACGACACGGGCAACAAAGGCGGGCUGUUCAAAUGGCUUCCUCCUCCGGCGGAAAACGUCAUUCCCUGGCUUCAAUGGUUCUUCCUCUUCGUCACCGCCGCUGCAAUCCUCUUCUCGUUGACCAACCUCAUCAUGUUCGGAGUCGGAUACCAUGCGGCGAAGAACAUCUUCAGAGAAGCUAUUUGGCGCGUCGCUUAUGCAAAUUUUAGAUUCUACGACGUCACGCCUGUGGGGAGGCUGAUGAAUCGUCUCACGUCGGACAUGAACACGAUUGAUGGGGAAUUGAGCUACUACUUCACUGUCUUUGGGUGGUUAUCCAUUGGGUGGAUAUCCUGUGUGGUGGUUAUCCUUUCGUCCACGCCGGCCUUUAUGGCUUUUGGGGUGGUGCUGUCGUUUGGAUAUUGGUAUUACUUCAAGCAGUAUCUGCCUACUUCGCAGAGCCUGAGACGUUUGGAGAUGGUGUCUCUUAGCCCCUUGAUGUCCAACUUCGGCGCCCUUGUCGGCGGCCUCACCACCAUCCGUGCCUUCUCCGCCCAGCCACGGUUCCUUGCCGGUGUCAUCAACGUCGUCGACCUAUUCCAGAAAAACGACCACUUCUACUGGUCGCUACAAGCAUGGCUCGCCCUCCGUCUCUCUGCUAUGAGCGCUUCCUCUACUCUUAUCAUGGCCCUAAUCGCCAUCUACACGGGCAUUUCCCCCGGCCUAACUGCCUUCGUCCUCAUCACUGCAAGUCGCUUUGUCCAAUACACGGAAAGCAUAUGCCGGAAUUACGGCCGUCUAGAGAUGGACUUCACCUCCGUAGAGCGUGUCAUGGAGCUCCUCGACCUUGAAACCGAACCCCUAGGCGACGUCGACCCGCCGGCUUACUGGCCCACCUACACGGGUGACAUCGUCUUCAACAACGUCACGAUCCGCUAUGCGCCGCACCUGGAACCGGCCCUCUCAAACAUCACGCUGCGCAUCCCCGCCGGCAGCCACACGGCCAUCAUCGGCCGCACCGGUUCCGGCAAAUCGACCCUCGCCCUCUCCCUUCUCGCAACCGUCGUCCCCGAGCCAGGCGGCUCCAUAACCGUCGACGGCAUCGACCUCGCCGCCGUCAAGCGCGCCACCUUACGCAGCAGAAUCACCUUCCUGGCCCAAGACCCCGUCCUCUUCGCUGGAACCAUCCGUUCCAACCUCGAUCCCCUGGACGAAUACUCGGACGCCGCCUGCCUCGCCGUCCUAUCCAAGAUCCACGCCGAAUCCUACAACUGGACGCUCUCGACCGCCAUCACUCCCCACGGCGCCAACCUGUCCCAGGGCCAGCGCCAGCUCAUCGCCCUGGCGCGCGCCAUGCUGCGGCGUUCGCCGAUCCUGAUCAUGGACGAGGCGACUGCUAGUAUCGAUUUCGAGACGGCGGCGCGGAUCCAGCAUGUCCUGCGGGAGGAGAUGAGGCAGAGUACCGUGGUGACGAUUGCCCAUCGGUUGGAGGCUGUGAAGCAGGCGGAGUGGGCGGUGAUGCUGAGCAAGGGGCGGGUGGAGCGGUUCGGGAGGGCGGAGGAGAUGGUUCGCGAGGGGGGAGAAUGGGCGGAGAUGUUGGCGUAGGGGGGAUUGUGCGGGAGAAGGAUUAACGUGAUGAGGGUGAUUUUGGCGGCGUUCUGGGGUAAUG